This is a messenger RNA of Pogoniulus pusillus (Red-fronted tinkerbird), 5186 nucleotides long. RefSeq names its product calcium dependent secretion activator 2 (gene CADPS2). Bases 115 to 4230 code for a protein of 1371 amino acids. Lineage: Eukaryota; Metazoa; Chordata; Aves; Piciformes; Lybiidae. Gene Ontology annotation, biological process: synaptic vesicle exocytosis; dense core granule exocytosis; positive regulation of exocytosis. Gene Ontology annotation, cellular component: glutamatergic synapse. The transcript has 31 exons. The record is from RefSeq and is a predicted model, not a curated record.
GGCGGCCCGCGGCGGUCGGAAACAGUCUGUGUGUAAACUCGACGUGUCCGGAAAGGUGUGCGCUGGUCUCCGCGUCGCUCCGCGCCCGGCAGUGGGGCGCGUCCUCCGACCACCAUGCUGGACCCUUCCUCCAGCGAGGAGGAGUCCGAUGAGCUGCUGGAAGAGGAGCGGCGGGACGUAAUGGUGGCGGCAAGCAGUGAUUCCCCGCGCUCGCUGCCGCCGCCGCCCCGGGACGCACGGGGCAGGGAGGCCGGCGCGGCUCGGGCGGCCAGUCCUAGCCCCUCGGUGCUGAGCGAGGGCCAGGAGGAGCAGGAACGACAGCAGCGAGAGGAGCGGGAGAAGCGGCUCCGGCUGCAGCUCUACGUGUUCAUCGCGAGGUGCAUCGCACACCCCUUCAACGCCAAGCAGCCUACGGACAUGGCCCGCCGGCAGCAGAAGCUCAAUAAGCAGCAACUGCAGAUACUGAAGGAACGAUUCCUGGCCUUUUUGAAUGGGGAAACACAAAUUGUAGCAGAUGAAGCAUUUUGCAAUGCUGUGCGGAGUUACUACGAGGUAUUUCUCAAGAGUGACCGAGUUGCAAGAAUGGUCCACAGUGGAGGAUGUUCUGCAAAUGACUUCAGAGAUGUUUUUAAGAAAAACAUAGAAAAGAGAGUCCGAAGCUUGCCAGAAAUUGAUGGAUUGAGCAAGGAGACUGUGUUAAGUUCUUGGCUAGCCAAAUAUGAUGCCAUAUACAGAGGAGAAGAGGACUUCUGCAAACAGACGAAUAGAAUGGCCUUAAGUGCUGUAUCGGAGCUGAUUCUGAGCAAGGAGCAGCUUUAUGAAAUGUUUCAGCAGAUCCUAGGGAUCAAAAAAUUGGAACAUCAAUUGAUUUAUAAUGCCUGCCAACUGGAUAAUGGAGAUGAGCAAGCAGCCCAGAUCAGACGUGAACUAGAUGGACGACUACAACUGGCAGAACAAAUGGCAAGGGAAAGAAAAUUCCCAAAGUUUGUAACAAGAGAAAUGGAGAACAUGUAUAUAGAAGAGUUGCGCUCGUCGGUGAAUUUGCUGAUGGCAAAUUUGGAAAGUCUUCCAGUGUCUAAAGGUGGGGCAGAAUUUAAACUGCAGAAGUUAAAGCGAUCACAGAACUCUGCGUUCUUGGACAUAGGAGAUGAAAAUGAGGUUCAGCUGUCAAAAUCUGAUGUUGUCCUCUCGUUCACAUUAGAGAUUGUUAUAAUGGAGGUGCAAGGUUUGAAGUCAGUUGCUCCCAAUCGAAUCGUCUACUGCACCAUGGAAGUGGAAGGUGGUGAGAAGCUUCAGACGGACCAGGCAGAAGCUUCCAGGCCACAAUGGGGAACUCAAGGAGAUUUCACCACUACCCACCCUCGGCCUGUUGUCAAAGUAAAACUCUUUACAGAAAGCACUGGAGUGCUGGCACUUGAAGAUAAAGAACUGGGAAGAGUAGUAUUGUAUCCAACAUCCAAUAGCCCAAAGUCACCUGAUCUGCAUAAAAUGAUAGUCCCCAAAAACAGCCAGGACAGUGACCUUAAAAUUAAACUGGCAGUGAGAAUGGAUAAACCACCUCACAUGAAGCACUGUGGAUAUUUGUAUGCUCUAGGACAGAAGGUUUGGAAGCGGUGGAAAAAACGCUACUUUGUUCUUGUUCAGGUUAGCCAAUACACAUUUGCGAUGUGCAGUUACAGAGAAAAGAAAUCUGAGCCUCAGGAACUGAUGCAACUUGAAGGAUACACUGUGGAUUAUACAGCUCCUCACACAGGUCUUCAGGGUGGACGAAUGUUCUUCAAUGCUGUUAAAGAAGGUGAUACUGUGAUCUUUGCCAGUGAUGAUGAGCAGGAUAGAAUACUCUGGGUUCAAGCUAUGUACAGAGCCACAGGUCAAUCAUAUAAACCCAUUCCUGCAAAUCAAGCUCAAAAGAUGAAUCUUAAAGGAGGAAAUGCCAACACAGAUAUAUCCCCACUUUAUACAGAUCGUGGUCAGAAGCAUGGAAUGGAUGAGUUUAUUUCUGCUAACCCCUGCAAAUUUGACCAUGCCUCCCUUUUUAGACUGCUUCAGAGGCAGACCUUGGAUCACAGAUUGAAUGACUCCUAUUCUUGUUUGGGUUGGUUUAGUCCGGGUCAAGUCUUCGUGUUAGAUGAGUACUGUGCUCGCUAUGGAGUGAGAGGCUGUCACCGCCAUCUUUGCUAUCUCAAUGAAUUGAUUGAACAUUCAGAAAAUGGCUCUGUCAUUGAUCCAACCUUGCUUCACUACAGUUUUGCAUUUUGUGCUUCUCAUGUUCACGGGAACAGGCCAGAUGGAAUUGGAACAGUAUCUGUAGAAGAGAAGGAAAGGUUUGAGGAAAUUAAGGACAGACUUUCCUUCCUUUUAGAAAACCAAAUAAGCCAUUUCAGAUACUGUUUCCCUUUUGGACGUCCUGAAGGAGCUUUAAAAGCUACACUUUCAUUACUUGAAAGGGUUUUAAUGAAAGAUAUUGCCACUCCCAUACCAGCAGAAGAGGUGAAGAAAGUGGUUAGAAAAUGUCUGGAGAAGGCUGCCUUGAUCAAUUACACUCGACUUACAGAAUAUGCCAAAAUAGAAGCAACAGUGGAAAAGGACUCAGAGACCAUGAACCAAGCACCACCUACUAGAAAACUGGAAGAGGUUCUUCACCUUGGAGAACUCUGUAUCGAAGUAUUGCAGCAAAAUGAAGAACAUCAUUCAGAGGCAUUUGCUUGGUGGCCAGAAUUAUUGGCUGAGCAUGCAGAGAAGUUUUUGUCUCUCUAUUCUGUUGAUAUGGAUUCAGCACUUGAGGCACAGCCACCGGAUUCCUGGGACAGCUUCCCACUUUUCCAGCUGCUGAAUAAUGCCCUCAGAAAUGACACCUUUUUGUGCAACGGGAAGUUUCAUAAGCACUUGCAAGAAAUUUUUGUUCCCAUGGUCAUCCGCUACAUUGAUCUCAUGGAAUCAUCAAUUGCCCAGUCCAUUCACAGAAGUCUUGAACAAGAGUCAUGGCAACCUGUCAAGAGCAUCACCAACAGUCUUCCUAAUGUAGCUCUUCCAAAAGUUCCAAGUUUGCCUCUUAACCUUCCACAAAUACCUAGCUUUACUACACCAACCUGGAUGACUUCUAUGUAUGACUCCACCAAUGGCUCAGCUACGUCAGAAGAUCUUUUCUGGAAACUGGAUGCUCUGCAGAUGUUUGUCUUUGAUCUUCACUGGCCUGAACCAGAAUUCGCCCACCAUUUAGAGCAGAGACUUAAACUCAUGGCCACUGACAUGAUAGAAGCCUGUGUUAAAAGGACAAGAAUUGCAUUUGAACUCAAGCUGCAAAAGACAAACAAAUCAACAGACUUGCGUAUCCCUCCUUCUCUAUGUACAAUGUUUAAUGUCUUAGUUGAUGCUAAAAAACAGACAGCUAAACUCUGCAUACUGGAUGGGGGGCAAGAGUUUGCUAGUCAGUGGCAACAAUACCAUUCGAAAAUAGAUGACUUGAUUGAAGAAACUGUCAAAGAAAUUAUUUCACUUCUUGUUUCAAAGGUUGUUUCAGUAUUAGAGGGUGUACUGUCUAAAUUGUCAAGAUAUGAUGAAGGGACUUUCUUCUCAUCUUUAGUUUCAUUCACUGUGAAAGCAGCUGCAAAAUAUGUUGAUGUUCCUAAACCCGGGAUGGAUCUAGCAGACACCUACAUUAUGUUUGUUCGACAAAACCAGGAUAUACUCCGAGAAAAAGUCAAUGAGGAGAUGUACAUAGAGAAGUUAUUUGAUCAAUGGUACAGUGGCUCCAUGAAAGUCAUAUGCAUGUGGUUGGCUGAUAGAUUAGACCUUCAGCUUCACGUCUAUCAGCUGAAGACUCUCAUCAAGAUAGUGAAGAAAACCUACCGAGACUUCAGAUUGCAAGGCGUCCUGGAGGCAACACUCAACAGUAAAACCUACGACACUGUUCACAGCCGUCUGACCGUAGAAGAGGCCACAGUCUCAGUCACAGAUGCUGGAGGACUUCAGGGCAUUAGUAUGAAAGACAGUGAUGAAGAAGAAGGGUUUGAAGAUUAUCUCAUCAUGUUGAAUGUCAGUAAGCUUGCCAUCAAUGUUUCUAUUUCUGUGGGAAAAAAAUCAGGCAAUAAGAACACAUUUUGGUGUGUCCCCUUCUGCAUCUACCCAAGUUUGUAUAGAAUUCUACAAUUAAAAGAUGUUUUCAAUAUUUCAAACCAUUUGAACUCUUAUAUGAUUCCUCAAGAUAGCAACUGUGGGGUUUUGUUCUAAGAUUAUAUUAUGUUAAUUUAUAGUAAAUGUGUAUCUGAUCUACAAAUGUACAGCAAACAAAUAUUCAACAAUAUCAUGCCUUUAUAAAGAAAAAAGGCAAACAAAACCCCCUCUCUGUUAAGCAAACCACUAGUGCCUACUACCUGUUUUCCUGUGCUGUAAGGCUUCAGGAGUUUGUUGGCUUCAGGAGUUUGUUGAAGCAUGCCAGGCUGCAGGAACUGGAACAAGAUGGAUAUGGCCAUUUUCACUUCUUUGUGCUGUGAUGGAGGACUCAACCAGAGGUGUCAUGAGAGACUUGAAGCCUUUGAGUCGCUCAUGAUUCUGCCCCCGGGGUGCAUGCAGCUGCAAGCAAAUGCACUUUUCAGGCAGCAGCAGAGUGGGAGACAGCCUCUGUAGGGCCAGGAGUGUGGGGUGUGCACAACAGGUACCCCUCCGCCAUUUUUGCAUGCACAAGUAGUUGUAGAGAUCAAUAGGAUCUCCCCUUAGCCUUCUCUUCUCCAGACUAAAUAACCCCAGUUCCAUAUGGGGACUAACCCAUAUGACAUAGAAUCAUAGAAUCAAACAGGUUGGAAGAGACCUCCUUCCAAAACCCUCACCAGCCUUGUUGCUCUUCUCUAGACACACUGCAGAACCUCAAUGUGUGUCUCAUGCUGUGGUGCCCAGAACUGAACAAAGUACUCAAGAUAAGGCCUCACCAAGGCCAAGUACAGGGGCACAAUCACUUUCCUACUCCUUCUGAACACACUAUUUUUUAUACAGGCCAGGAUACCAUUGGCCUUGUUGGCCAUCUGAAGGCACUGCUCAUUUAUGUUCAGCCAGUUGUCCACCAGCACUCCCAGAUCCAUUUCUACUAGGCUUGCUUUCCAACCACUCUACACCAAACCUGUAGUGCUGCCUGGGGUUCUUAUGACCAAAGUGCAGGACCUGACACUUGUUAAAGCUCAUCUCAUUGGCUU